AUUUUAGGUAUAGCAACACUUCGACUUUCGACAAAAUUGACACCCGAACGGUGAGGUAGGCUCUUUUUCUGUUUUCAGUCCUUAUUUAUCGUGAAAAUUACACCGUUUUCUUGAUAGUUUGUUGCCGACUACGCUAUUUUAAUGCCUAAAUAUUACUAAGGGCAGGGUAUAGCAGAGGGCUAUAUUGGCGUUGUACACAGCGAUGGUAAUGGAGGCGUCUCCGUCACCGCAGAGCGUCGGUCGCGAGUUCGUGCGACAAUACUACACGCUAUUAAAUAAGGCGCCCGCCCAUCUGCACAGAUUUUACAACAAUUACUCGUCGUUCGUCCACGGAGGGUUGGAUGCACCCAACCGUGAGACGCUGCCGGUGGUUGGGCAGAAACAGAUUCACAACCGCAUCCAACAGCUCAACUUCCGAGACUGCCAUGCCAAGAUCAGUCAGGUGGACGCGCAAGCCACUUUGGGAAAUGGAGUGGUGGUGCAAGUAACCGGGGAGCUGUCCAACGGUGGCGCCCCCAUGCGCCGUUUCACCCAGACCUUCGUCCUGGCCGCGCAAUCACCCAAAAAAUACUACGUCCAUAACGAUAUCUUCCGUUAUCAGGAUAUCGUUUUCUCGGACGAAGAGGGUUCCGGCUCAGGUCGAUCUGAGGGGGAGGAAGAGGAGUCCCCGGGCACGGGCACUGGCGGCGCGUACUUCCCGCCGCCGCCGGCCGCCGCCGCCUUCCCGGGCGCCUUCCCCGCGCCCCCCGCGCCCCCGGCCCCGCCGCAUCUCAACGGCCAUCCGCUAGCCUUGCACCAUCACCGCGAUCUCGUGCAGGCGUUGCACGGGACUAGCAUUGCUAGCGAGGCGGAACCGGAGCCACCGUCCUCGCCCCCGGUGGCCAGCAGCGCAGCCGCCGCGCCGGCCGCGACCGCUGCGCCCCCCUACUCGGACGCGCAGCAGCUGUUCCUGGGCAACCUGCCGCACUGCGCCACGGAGGACGAGCUGCGCGCGCUGUUCGCCCGCUUCGGGCCCGUCGCCGAGCUGCGCGUGCACUCCAAGCCCGCCGCGCCCGGCGCGCCCAAGCACCCCAACUACGGGUUCAUCACCUACGAGACCUCGCAGGCCGCGCACGACUGUCUCAACGCUGCGCCGCUGUACUUCCCGGGCGAGGGCGCGGAGGGCGGCGUGAAGCUGAACGUGGAGGAGAAGAAGACGCGCGCCCGCGAGCCGGCGCGCCGGCGGCCCCUGUCGUCGCACCGCGCGGCCUUCGCCCCGCGCCAGCCCUACCGCCGCUAGACGGCCUGGCCGGCUCGCAGCGCCCGGCGCCCCGUAGCUAGUCGGUAGGAUGUUCGCUUCGUUGUGACGGUAGACAAAGGUCGCCCUCGUCGGCCGGAGCGGCGUGCGACGUCCGGUCGGUCGUUCGUCUGUCAUCCUUCGUUUUCACCUAUGUAAGAUAUGCUAAGCUUCUAUGAUGUGUUUCGUUUUAAUUCGAUAUUGAAAUGUGAAUUUAAGUUAAUGAAUGCAGCGUGGAGGUACGUACGACGUAGUGAGUCGAGCGCGCGGCGGACGGGGGCGCGGCCGUACGACUGUACAUAGUGUUAGGAAUAUGAGACGCCGCCGCGUCGCCGACCUCACGAAAUAAUAAAUUCUAGAUUAGCUCCGAAACCCUUUCCAGAUUAUAUAAAUAACGUAUUUUGUAUUAAAAUAAAACGUAUGUUAUUGUAUCGAUUCGCUAAAACGAUAUUGAUGCAGAUGUUCUUAUGCAUUUACUUAGAUAUCUAUGAAAUAAUAAUUAUGUAACGUAUGCCGGGCGCAGUAGCUGCCGCAGCCUUGUGGCCGACUAGUGCUUGCACUGACAGCCCACACUACUGCGUGCCAGUAUCGAUAACGAUUUCAAACUGUAUUAUAUUCUAAUAAUUAUUAGUUAAAAAAACUAAAAAAAUGGCAGUGACUGUAUUUUUUUAUUUAGUUUUUCAUCGAUUUUUUAACUGUACUACUAAUAUGUGUAAGUACAUUGUUUUUGUAUUGAGUUGUGAAGCAUGUAGUGGUACUACGUGCUGUGCAAAAUUUCGUGUACUUAUUUAUUGUAAAUAUAAUAUUCGAGAGUCUCGUUACGCUGUAGUAGGACGGACAUCGAUAUAUGUGUCAGCCGGCGCCACUACGUCUCCAAUACUCAGCCCCGGACAGUGCAGGCGUCACCGGUGUCGGUCCUCGAGUGGGCAGGCCCGCUCUAUCUUACACUACCCACGUUUACUUGUAAACGUUGCUCGUAUCUCUUAAAUUACGCGGCCCGUAAUUAUAUCAGAGGAAACUUUCAUUGUCGUUAUAACAGCGUUUGCAAGUAAAAUAAGCGAUUCUGUAAACAAAAUUUAGAGCCAACACUACUAAACAACCGCUGCGCUACCUCCCGCGUGCUCUGCACUGGGCGACGUCCGGAGGCAGGGCUCCGGCCGGGGACUGGCGCCACUCCUUGGAUCCACUUUGGUCUCGGUGCGACACGGCGUCACCGACAUAAUUACGUAGAUGGUUGUUACAGUUCCCCAGUAGUAGCAGUGUGGGGUCUAAAGUUUGUGAAGUACAGUUGUAAACUAAUGUAUCAUGCGCAGCGACCAGCUGGCGGCGCGGGCACGCGGCGUACUGGCAGCGUGGCCGCGGCGUACUGGCAGCGUGGCCGCGGCGUAUCCGCGGCGUGCCCGCGGCACCAAGCGUUGCCCCUCUCUAAUAGAGAUGUACUUUUUGUAACA
Molecule: messenger RNA, 2727 nt
Organism: Spodoptera litura
Lineage: Eukaryota; Metazoa; Arthropoda; Insecta; Lepidoptera; Noctuidae
Source: RefSeq, a predicted model, not a curated record